AUGUCAAGAGACAAAUACUCAGCCGAGGUCGACAAGAUCUGGAAAGAGCAUCUUACAGAUCAGCCUCCGCAGACUCCUCAACAAAUUAAAGCUGGUAAAGCACUCAUUGAGCUUUUCCUAGCCACGUUCGUGUACCAUGACUACGAUCGCACCCGUGAGCUGGUCUCUAAGGAUUACAUCCAGCACAAUCCCUCGCUUGGAACUGGAGUGGAUUCAAUCAUCGAGUUUGCCGAGAGAGAAACCAGAGAGCCCAACAGACCUUUCCAAUUCAACUGGAAGCGCAUUUUCGUGGACGGAAACUACGUGAUUGCCCACAAUCAUGUCGAGACUGGUGAUGGAACUGACGGCGUAAGAGUGGUUGAGAUACUUCGAUAUGAGAAUGGAGUUUUUACGGAGCACUGGGACACAGUCACCCCUGUUCCUCCUAAGUCAGAGUGGAAAAACCAGAAUGGAGUUUUCUAA
Messenger RNA from Fusarium oxysporum Fo47, 462 nucleotides. Its product is annotated as nuclear transport factor 2 family protein. The record is from RefSeq and is a predicted model, not a curated record. The transcript has a single exon. NCBI's taxonomy places the organism in Eukaryota, Fungi, Ascomycota, Sordariomycetes, Hypocreales, Nectriaceae. Bases 1 to 462 code for a protein of 153 amino acids.